This is a messenger RNA of Quercus lobata, 961 nucleotides long. Its product is annotated as ubiquitin-conjugating enzyme E2 36. Bases 234 to 695 code for a protein of 153 amino acids. The record is from RefSeq and is a predicted model, not a curated record. NCBI's taxonomy places the organism in Eukaryota, Viridiplantae, Streptophyta, Magnoliopsida, Fagales, Fagaceae. The transcript is spliced from 8 exons.
UAUUGAGAAAAUCACCGGUCGGCCGAAUAUUAAAAAAAGAAAAAGAAAAGAAAAGGGGGUAUUGCGCAAUAUAAAAAGGGCAGAAAUUGGUGAAAUCGAGCCCGCUUCGUCUUCGUCUUCAUCUUCGUCUUCGUCUUCGUCCUCAGCACUGUCGUCUUAAUUUUGAAAAAGUAAUUGCAAUUGCAAUAGUAGUAGUAACAGCGUGGGUCUGGUCUGGAAAUCAAAAGAAAAAAAUGGCCAACAGUAAUCUCCCCCGAAGAAUCAUCAAGGAAACUCAGCGUCUUCUAAGUGAACCAGCACCGGGAAUUAGUGCUUCUCCAUCAGAGGACAACAUGCGAUAUUUUAAUGUAAUGAUCCUCGGCCCAACACAGUCUCCAUACGAAGGAGGAGUUUUCAAGUUGGAACUAUUUUUGCCUGAAGAAUAUCCAAUGGCUGCUCCUAAGGUCCGAUUUCUCACCAAAAUAUAUCAUCCUAACAUUGACAAGCUUGGAAGGAUAUGCCUUGAUAUUCUGAAAGACAAAUGGAGUCCUGCUCUUCAAAUUCGAACUGUACUUUUGAGCAUUCAAGCUCUUCUGAGUGCUCCGAACCCUGACGAUCCACUUUCUGAGAACAUUGCGAAGCAUUGGAAAACGAAUGAGGCUGAAGCUGUUGAAACAGCAAAGGAGUGGACCCGUUUAUACGCAAGUGGUGCCUGAUGACAUGGUGGAAAGUUUUGCUUCCCCUGAAUAACAUUAAUGAAAUGUAUGCUAUUGACUGUCAAUUUUAAAUGGAAAUUUAGUACAACUGAUCUUUGAACAAUCGGAGUUUAGUAUUCUCAAAGCUUCCAGUUGCUGUCCGUUCAUUGUUUUCCUCUCAUGUAAGCCUUGUGAAACUUGUAUGAUAAAAUGGGCCAUUAAGUGGCAAACUAUUCUAUAUAUAAUAUUCAUGCCUGGUAGGUUUCUUUAGUCAGAAUUGUUUUUAA